Molecule: messenger RNA, 1836 nt
Organism: Camelina sativa (false flax)
Lineage: Eukaryota; Viridiplantae; Streptophyta; Magnoliopsida; Brassicales; Brassicaceae
Source: RefSeq, a predicted model, not a curated record
ACGGGGACAGUGUCGGUGGGAGGCAAUACCACACAGGGAGAAGAAGAAGAAGGCCAGUUGGGAGAUGCAGGUACACAGAAUAACCUUAUCAUGGAAGGGCUGUCUGAAGAGAGCAAACCAAUUGAGGGACUGACACAAGGUUCGCUUCUGACAGAAAAUCUGCAAUCCAAUGGGGAGCGAACUCCGGCCCAAGAGAGCCAGCUAACAGAUGAGACAUCCCAUGAGAGCCAAGCAAUGGAGGAAACACAUUAUGCGACUCAGUCAGCUGAGGAGAUGGCCCAUGAGACCCAGCUGAUUGAGGAAAUUCCGUGCGAGAGCCAGCCUUCUGCGGACAUACCCCUGAAGAGUCAGGCAGUGGAGGAUACAGAUAUGACUCAAGACAGCCAGCUGGGGGAAGAAAAUGUACCAGAGACAGAGUCAGUGGAGGAAAUCAUCGAAGACACUCAGCCUGUUGAAGAAGUGACGCAGGAAGAAACAUCACAGGUGAGCCGGACAGUGGAGGAUAUACCGCCUGAGAGUCAUCACAUUGAGGAAAUGCUGCUGGAAAACCAGCAAGUGGACGAGAAUGAUAUAACUCAUGACAUGCAGCCGAUGGAGGAAAUGCUCGAGGACACUCAACCAGUUGAGGAUGUGGCUCAGGAAGCACAAGAGAUGGAGAAGAAUGAUGAAAUUCAGUCUGUUGAGGAAGAAGGACAUGAGAUACAGCCGGUGGAGGACACUCAACCAGUUGAUGAAAUGGCUCAGGAGGAACAACUGGUGGAGGAAAAGCAUAAUGAUGUUCAGCCAGUCGAGGGUGCAGGACAUGAGACACAGGCAGUCGAGGGAAUACUAGAGGACACUCAGCCAGUGGAGGAAGUAGCACAGGAGGUACAGCCAAUGGAGCAGAUUCCCGAACCCAGCCAAAACCCACAAAACGCUGAUGGUAUACUUUGCCAAGGGUAUUCUCGAGAGGGCGAGGAAGCUCCACAAAAAGAGCAGCAAUCAGAUGAAGGUAUAGCCUCAGACCAACAUCCUCAAUCACAUGCAAUGCCACAGGAAGAAGAGGCACAACAUGAUUCUCAAUCACAUGCAGUGCCACAGGAAGAAGCCACAUUUACAAUCUCUCAAGAAGGUCACCACGUUGACGUCCUUCUCCAGGAAGGCCACCACCUUGAAGCAUCUUCACAGGAGUUUCCCCUCAUCACCAUUGGAGAUGGGUUCUCAGACUUUGAGCUUUACAUCUCCGAGGUAGGUAGUCACCAACAGAUGAAAUCGGAGCUCGACCAAUACCUGGAGGAAUCUCUGAUGCCGCGAUCACAGGACUUUGAGGUUCUUCGCUGGUGGAGCCUGAACCGAACCAAAUACCCUACCCUCUCCAAGAUGGCGGCUGACAUUUUGUCCCUACCCUUUUGCACCGUCUCUCCAGAUUCUGUGUUUGACACGGAGGUGAAAAAGAUGGACAACUACAGGAGCUCCCUUCGACAUGUAACCUUAGAAGCUCUUUUCUGUGCCAAGGACUGGUUCAAGCACGGCUCCUCCAGUUCCACCUCAGAAAACAAUCUGAAGAGGGAAUCUUGAGGAUUCCUUUUCAUCAUUCCUUAUCCUUAGAUGUAGUUUUAGCUUACUAUAUAUUUCGCUUUGGUCACUUUAGGCUAAUAUGGAUCUUUUUAGCCUUGUGCUCGCUUAUGCUUUCUUUUUUCUUAUUCUUUUCUUCUUACCAUGACCCUUUUCGUGGUUGUUUAUGUAUGUUGUGAUUGAUGCUGUUAUGAUUUGAUGUUACAGUUUGGCAUCAUAGAAACUAUUUCACUUUGUAUCAAUCUUCGCAUUUGUUGUUUCUGCCCUGGGGUUUUAUAUUUA